AUGAUCCGUAACAACGACCUGAAAUGUUUCUUGUUUCAGAGGAACGCGCAUCACUAUCCAUCGAAGAGUAAGGAAGCCUUUGUAAACUCCAGCCCUACAAGGACGGAAGCCCAAACCUCUUCUAAGUUAGAACAGGACGAUGUAGAAAAAGACAGCGUUCCAGCCUCCGAGGACGAAGAGGAGGAUAAUGCCGCCGAGGUUGAAAACAACGGAGUAGAGUCCAGCAUUCUCCAAAUGCAGAAAAUCCUCCACGCAGCGGCGACUGUCGGCUCAACGGAUAUGGAUGACAAUUUCGCUCCCUACCUUAAGAGAGCCUAUAUGAAUUAG
This is a messenger RNA of Dibothriocephalus latus, 327 nucleotides long. The record is from the annotation of a GenBank genome assembly. NCBI's taxonomy places the organism in Eukaryota, Metazoa, Platyhelminthes, Cestoda, Diphyllobothriidea, Diphyllobothriidae.